Molecule: messenger RNA, 1302 nt
Organism: Penicillium atrosanguineum
Lineage: Eukaryota; Fungi; Ascomycota; Eurotiomycetes; Eurotiales; Aspergillaceae
Product: CCCH zinc finger protein
Exons: 5
Coding region: 1-1302 (433 amino acids)
Cellular component (GO): nucleus
Molecular function (GO): metal ion binding
Source: RefSeq, a predicted model, not a curated record
AUGACAGAAAACGAGGAUUUACUGGCCAAAAUUGGUCAGCUUGCAGGUCAAAUCAACAGACACAAGACCCAAGGCAGCCAGCCAUAUCAACCAUCAGCGCACCAUUCACAACAUGUGUCGCGUCAUUCUCCUGCUCACCAAGGCUGGGCUCCUUACUCUCGAGGCAGAGGCCGUCGUCCUACAGCUCCGCACCGGCACCGCACACUUGUUUUGAAUAAUGGAGGCGCAGGGUCUAACGCCAGUGGUACCUCCUCUCCUGGCCCUGCGAGCGACCAUGAUGGUGAAGCGCGUCCGACACCUAGUUCGACCGGGUGGAUUGCGAAGCGGGAUCGUCACAUGCAGUUGAUCAACUCCGCUGUUUAUGACAAAGAAACCCAGGCUAGAGCAAGGGCCAUGGAAGAGACUCGUAAGCUCAAAGCAGAGCGACGUACUCAACGUGAACAGGCAAAGGUUCUUCGGUAUGCGCAAGGUUCUACAGUCUCGACCCCUGCACAACCCUCCGCCGACCAUCAGAUUCUUGUCAAUGAUAUCCCAUUCAAGGUUAUGCGCGGCGGAAGCAAGCUUGUCAGGGUAUCAGAUAACCCCGCCAAAGCCGAUACCACGCCGAAGCGAGUCACCGUGGCUGGCGUGGCCUUUGUGCGCAGCAAGAACGGCAAUCUGCACCGUCUCGGAGCCGUAACAUCGAAGAAACAACCAACAGCCGUCAAGAAACGCGACGAGCUGUGCAAGCGAUUUACAACGACCGGAACAUGCUACAAAGGACCAUCAUGUCUCUACAUCCACGACCCAAGCAAGGUGGCCAUUUGCAAAGACUUCCUCCAAACGGGCCAAUGCAGCGCCGGUGAGAGCUGCGAUCUGUCCCACGAUCCAUCUCCUCACCGCUCCCCAACUUGUAUGCAUUUCCUUAGAGGCCGUUGCGCAAACCCCGAAUGCCGCUACGCCCACAUCCGCACCACCCCUGGCGCACCCGUAUGUCGUCCAUUCGCAACCCUGGGCUAUUGUGAAGCAGGCGAAACCUGCCCAGAUCGCCACGUGCACGAGUGUCCAGACUACGCGAACACCGGUGCCUGCCACAAGAAGCGGUGCACGUUGCCUCACGUCGACCGCGCUGGUCAGAUCCGCAAGGCGGCCGCCGCAGCGGCGAAGACCGAGCGCUCAGACGAUUCUGAUCCGUCUAGUGAGGAAGAAGAUUAUGACGCCAUUGAUUCUGACGAUGUUGACUCUGACGAAUUUGAUGAGGAGCUCAUUGGAGGUGAGGAUAGUGGCGAGAUGUCGCGGCAGCAGGAUUUCAUCCACUUCUAG